GUCAGAGGGGAAGGAAACCGUUUUUGAACAGGGUGGGAUUUGUACUGCAAUAUUGAAGAAUGGAAUUGUGAGCUCUGUCUGUUCAAUGCUAUCAUCUUUCUGAACUAAGGCUAUGUGCUCCUAGUGGAUUGUAUUUUAUCGGAAACGGGUUGCCUUUGUCGCCGUAAUUGUGACUAGUUAUGCAGUCAAUAAAGAUGGGUUUAUAGCUUAAUAUACAAACGUUUGUGCCGUGUUUGACUCAAUAAUACAAUGAAGUUUGCCUCCAUGGAUUUUCCAACAACACAUCUGAACAGUCUGAAAUCCAUAGAUUCUGAUAGCCUUCCAACAUGUUUUGCACCUCUACCACUACAACAGAGUGUAGAGCAGCUGGCAUGUCACUCAGAACUCGACAUCUCAGUAACUCCCGAAAAGUGUGGAAUGUCAUGUGGAAUCUUGAAAAGAAGUGAACAUGACAGUGGAAUAAGAAAAGCUAGCCACCGACAGGUACGUUUUGACUUCAGCAGGGAUUCGGAUGUGACAAGGAACAGAUCUCCUAAUGUGCCAUGUGUUAGACUGGAGAAAGAUAUUGACCCUGUUAUUGUUACAGUGAUGCCCCAGCAGAAAUCGGAUGUGGGCAUUCAUACAUACCAGUCACUGGAUUUUGGUGGCAGUAGUGGCAACAUAAGCAGAGGUGAUGCCAGUGGCAAAGCUUUAAAGGGCAAGUCACUUAAAAAUGUUAAACUGAACAAAGCAAACAAGUGCUUGCCAAAGGCAACAGCUAAAGCAUCUUUGGAGAAUUUAACAGUUGACCAGUGUGCCCUGAAAAUAUCAGAACAGUGCACAUUAGGAAUACCUGAGGUAAAUACCACUUUGGCAUUAAGCCAGGAACUACAGGAAGUUGAAGAAGCAGAUUUUGAUGCUAGGAAAGCAGUGGAAGAGCAGCUGCAGAAAUCUUUUUUGACACGACAAAUAGUGGAAGCCAGAAUUAAUGAAGGACUGAACAUGCCCCGUGAUCAAUCACUUUUUCAAGGUCUGGUAACUCUGGAAGUCCCUGUGGACCAAGUUCUGAACAUGGCAGCAUCAGAGAAGUGUCCAUUUGUAAACCCUAAAACGGAUACAGAAAAGGAUAGCAUUGCAGAAGGUCCAGACAUCAUGAUGUUUUACAAACCAUCAGAGCUGCUGUAUGAAGACCCAGUUCUCACUGUUGAGGGACUUCCACCACUGAAACUGCAGCCACAUGUCAAGCCUUUGAGAUCUGUGUUUGACUUGUACCGAAAGCUCAAACAGUGGGAGUCUUAGUUUUAGUACGAAAGCUUUUGAUGGUGGUACAUCCUAGUUACUGCUAACUGUGCACUUGAUGAGAAGGACACCUCUUCAGCAUACCUUGCCUGCAUUAAAAUGGACUUAAAAUUAAAUGUUUAGAUAGCAUAAACAUAACUAAAUCUUAAUAUUUUUGUAUCUUU
This is a messenger RNA of Protopterus annectens (West African lungfish), 1442 nucleotides long. It is a transcript of the gene PPP1R35, whose product is annotated as protein phosphatase 1 regulatory subunit 35. Gene Ontology annotation, molecular function: phosphatase binding. Lineage: Eukaryota; Metazoa; Chordata; Ceratodontiformes; Protopteridae. Bases 250 to 1278 code for a protein of 342 amino acids. The transcript is spliced from 5 exons. Gene Ontology annotation, biological process: negative regulation of phosphatase activity. The record is from RefSeq and is a predicted model, not a curated record.